Messenger RNA from Papaver somniferum (opium poppy), 7908 nucleotides. RefSeq lists its product as uncharacterized. The record is from RefSeq and is a predicted model, not a curated record. The coding region runs from base 5553 to 7538 and encodes 661 amino acids. The transcript is spliced from 10 exons. NCBI's taxonomy places the organism in Eukaryota, Viridiplantae, Streptophyta, Magnoliopsida, Ranunculales, Papaveraceae.
UUCUUCACUUAGGAUUUCAUUUCAAAAUCUAGGGAAAAAUUUAUUUUUGCAAUGGAGACCGGUGGUGAUGAUGAACAGAAGAUUUGCAGAAGAAAAAAUGGGAAAAGUUGGAAUUGCAAGAAUGUUAGUGGUGAUAAUAUUCUCCAAUAUUGUGAGAAACAUUACGGUCAAUAUUUAGAUCUAACCAAGAAGAUGGAGGAUGAGGAGGAUGAGAAGCUGCCUCCAGAUGAACAACGUUGUUCUCAAGCUUCGAAUGGCGGAUGGAGGUGCAAGAGUUUUAGGAUGAUGAUACUGUUCCUAAGAGUAGAUACUGUGAAAAACAUUACAAGUAUCAAUCAACGGAAUAUAAGAAGAAGAUGUGAUUUAAGAAGAAGACAAGUGGAGAUCAUGGUGAAACUACUGCAGAAGAAAUCAGCGGAUCCAAACGGAGGAGGAAGAAGGUAGAUGAUGGAACAGAAACUCAAAAUCUAGGGGCUACUAGUUAUAAUGACACCGUUGAUACAAUUAUAGAAGCUGGUAGUGGCAAUAUUAGAAGGAAGACGAAAAAUGUGGAAAGAACGGAAGGGUCUGGAGAACCAGAAUCAUCGACAAGAACUAGAGAACCUUUUGUUGAAUUCGAGAGUCUGGAGCAUUAUAAGACUAAAUGUUUUGAAUUGUCUCUGCAACUUGAGAACAAUAAAGUAGAGCUUGAGAAGAAGAAAAUCGAGUGCACUAAACUCCAGGGUCAGUUAGCAGAAGUCGUAGAAACUAGAAAGACUGCUGUUACAAAGGAGACUGAACCCACACCAGCGGAUGCAACUCAAUACUGGAGGAAGAUGUUCUUCGAUUUGGAGAGUCGAUUUCUGAGGACGGAAAACAGGGAAGAAUGUGUAGAGUGUCCCAUUUCAAAGUUAGGGAGCCUAGUCAUGAGGAGUGGAAAGGAAAAUUCAAUAUUGAGAUUUGUAGAUUUGCCUGAUUCUGUAAAUAUAGAGUCUGAAGCGCGGGGUUUGCAAAAUGAUGUUACUCAAAGUGUUGAAAACCAAAUAGAUGAAACCAGCUGUGGAGGGAAGAAGUAUUCUGAUGUGUAUGAGUUAGAAACCAAAGAGGAGUUGCUGAAUAUGUAUGGAAACCUUCAAGAAGGGAACACUGGGGGCUGUUCAGAGGAGACACCAUCUCAAGAUCAUUUGGAAAUGAGUAACAAGCAUUUUGCGAACUUGGUCUCAGAUGACAACAGCUGUGAAAGUCUCGGCGAUUCUGAUAGUUCUGAUGAUUCAGAAACUUCUCUUGGUGGCCUUCUGGACAGGCUGGAUAGGAAUAGGAAGGAAGAGCAAGAACUAAAAUGGAAGUUUGAGGCUGAUAUGCUUUAGAUCCUGAGCCCAAUAUGAAAGCGGUAUGCGCUCUCUAUAGACAACAUAUAGCUGAAGCCGAAAUAUCAACCAACAGGUUGUUUUACAAUUACAGCGAUGUGUUCAGGGCAACUACUUUGGCCAAAUUUCUAAUGAAUGGGGCCUGCCAAGGUGACCUUAAGAAGUCUGCAAAAGAGUUGGAGAAAUUCGAUUCUAAAGGAGUUGAAGACUGCAAGAGGCUGUCUAGAAGCUACUCGAAACAGUUAUUCAGCAUCUACCAAAACAGAAAAGAUCCUUUUUUCCUUCCAGCUACAAUGGCCAGCCAUGGAGAUCAAACUGCCAAGUGAUACAUUGUUGUGUAAGUGGCCUUCACUUUUUUGACUAGGCAUUACAAUCUUGCAUCUCCUUUUAACCUAGCCUCCUCCAAUUUUGCACACAUAUGAAAUCGGGGUCUGGUUAAUAAACCAAAAGGUAAAUUGGAUGUGUAUUGACUAACUCAAUAUGUAUUGAGUCUCCAAUUUAGUAACUGAUAUUAUGGUAGUCACACUUCAGGUUGUUUCAGUAGGUGUACAUGGAGAAAAGUAACCCUUGUUUACCUCAUGGAACUGAUAAUGUUAUACUCAUAGCUUUGACUUGGACCACAUAUCCUAAGUUCCAAAUGUGGCACCAAAGAGCAAACCAUUGGAUAUAUUUCUCCAUUUUUUUUUACUAUAACACAACAGUAGAAAUAAAGAUUUUUACAGCUUCCACAGUGAUAAAAAUAACUUAUGAUGACUAAAAGGCUCUUGGUAUACCAGUCCAAACUGGCUUAAACUCUAAGGGUAUAAUAGAACAAAGUAAUAAAAUCCCACCUACCAAAGUACUUAUAACUAAAGUACUUGAAGCUUCAUAAAUGUUGUAGAACUUGAAUUAUUUGUUAGAUCUGAUUUCAUUUCCAGAGCAAAAUUGACUUUUGAUAUGGAGACUAAGAAGAAGGCUGCAGGUGAUGAUGAACAGAAGAUUUUUACAAGUUGGAAAUGCAAGAAUGUUAGUGGUGAUAACAAUCUCCAAUUAUUUUUUUCAAGAAUAAAUUACAAUCAUAGUUCAGAUCUAACCAAGAACAUGGAGAUGAAGAAGCAGAAAUUCACCCCUCCAGAUGAACAACGUUGUUCUCAAGCUUCGAAUGGCGGAUGGAGGUGCAAGAGUUUUAGGAUGGGUCAUGGUGCUGCUGCUAAUGAUGAUGAUACUGUUCCUAAGAGUAGAUAUUGUGAAAAACAUUACAAGUAUCAAUCAACGGAAUAUAAGAAGAAGAUGCGAUUUAAGAAGAAGACAAGCACUGGAGAUCAUGGUGAAGGUACUGCAGAAGAAAUUAGGGGAUCCAAACGGAGGAGGAAGAAGGCCCCGGAGGAAGAUGGUGAAACAGAAAUUCAAAAACUAGUAGGGGCUACAAUUGAUGAUACCUAUGAUACAAUUAUAGAACUUGGUACUACUGCCAACAUUAGGAGGAAGACGAAAAAUGUUGAAGGGUCCGGAGAAGCUGUGGUUGAAUUCGAGAGUCUGGAGUAUUAUAAGUCUAAAUGUUUUGAAUUGUCUCUGCAACUUGAGAAUAAGAAAGUGGAGCUUGAGAAGAAGAACAUCGAGUGCACUAAACUCCAGGGUCAAUUAGAGGAGGUCGUAGAAACUAGAAAGACUUCUGCGACAGAGGAGAUUGAAUGGACACUAGCGGAUGCAACUGAAUAUUGGAGGAAGAUGUUCUCUGAUUCGGAGAGUCGAUUUCGAGGAUGGAAAAUCGCAAUUCAACGAAGGCAGAAUGCGUAGAGUCUCACAUUUCAAAGUUGGAGAGCUUAGUCCUGAGUAGUGGAAAGGCAAGUUCAAUAUCUUUGCGUGAUUCUGUAAAGAUGGAGUCUGAAGUGCGCGGUUUACAAAAUGAUGUUACUCAAAGUGUUGAAAAGCAAAGAGAUGAAACCAGCUGUGGAGAGAAGGAGUGCUCUCAUCUGUAUGAGUUGAAAACCAAAGAGGGGAUGCUGAUUAUGUAUGAAAACUUUGAAGGGAAGGGUUGGGGCUGUUCGGAGGAGAGACCAUCUCAACAUGGAUCACCAUCUCAAGCUCAUUUGGAAAUGAGUAAGAAGCCUUUUGCAAACUUGGUCUCAGAUGACGACAAUGGUGAAAGACUCGAUGGAUUUGAAGGUUCUGAUAGUUCUGAUGAUUCAGAAACUUCUCUUGGUGGCCUUCUUGACAUGCUGGAAACGAAAUAUAGGAAUAGGAACGAAAACCAAGAACUAAAAUGGAAGUGUGAGGCUGAUAUGCUUUCUUCAUUUGAAGAAGAUCCUGAGCUGAAUAUGAAAGCGGUAUGCGCCCUCUAUAGACAGCAUAUAGCUGAAGUAGAAAUAUCAACCAAGGGGUUGUUUUUCAAUUACAGCGAUGUGCUCAGGACUACUACUUUGGCUAAAUUUCUAAUGGAUGGGCCCCGCAAAGGUUACCUUAAGAAGUCUGUCAAAGAGUUGGAGAAAUUCGAUUCUAAAUGAGUAGAAGACUGCAAGAGGCUGGCUAGAAGUUACUCGAAACAGUUAUUCAGCAUCCACCAAACCAGAAAUGAUCCUCUUUUCCUGCUAGCAACAACAGCCAGCCAUGGAGAUCAAACCGCUAAUUGAUAUAUUGUUGUAGAUGUGUACAUGAAGAAUUCGGUUCAUCAGAUUUGCAGUAGAAAAACUGCGAAUUGGAGAUGCAAGAAUGUCAGUGGUGAUAAUGAACUGUAACUUUGUGAAAAACAUUACAAGAAGAGAAAGGAGAUGGAGGAGAAGAGUAAGUUGCCUUCAGAUGAACGGUUUUGUUGUUUAACUGGUGGUGGCGGAUGGAGAUGCAAGAAUUUAAGGUUGAGUCAUGGUGGUGCAGCUGAUGAUGGUGAUAAUAGUUUUGUUCCUAAGACCAAAUUUUGUGAAAAACAUUACUACUAUUUUGCAGAGAAAAAUAGAAGAAGAAUAAGAAGUGGAGAUAGUGGCUUGAAACAGAGGAAUAUGAUGAAACUGAAAUAGAGAAGAUACCUCUGCUGAUACAAUUGUAGAAGAAGGUGGUACUGCUAAAUGUCGGAGGAAGAGGAAAUAUGCUGAAAGAAUGGAAGGUUCUGGAGAACCAGAAUCAUCCGCAAGAACUAGAGAUCCUGCGGUUGAAUUGGAGAGCCUGGAGCAUUAUAAGACUAAGUGUUUUGAAUUGUCUCUGGAACUUGAGAAGAAGAAAUCCGAGUGCACUGAACUCCAGGGUGACUUAGUGGAGGUUGUAGAAACUAGAAGGACUUCUGCUACAAAUUAUACUGAACCCACACCCAUGGAUGCAACUGAACAUCGGAGGAAGAUGUUUUCCAAUCUGGAGAGUCGAGUUCUGUGGAUGGAAAAUAGCAAUUCCAAGUUGGAGAGUCUAGUCCUAAAGGUUGAAAAUGAAAAUUCAGCAAUGCUGGGAUGUAUAGAGACUCUCUGCAUGUCGAAGUUGGAGAGCCUAGGCCUGAGGAUUAUAAAUGAAAAUUCAACAAUGAUGGGGAUGUGUAGAGUCUCGCGUUCCCAAGUUGGAGAGCUUAGACGUGAGGAAGGAAAAUGAAAAUUUAGCAAGGGAAGGAUGUGUAGAGUCUCGCAUUUCUAUUUUGGAAAGUCUAGUCCUGAGGAGUAGAAAGGAAGGGUUCAAUGUUGAGAUGUAUUGAUCUGUGUGAUUCUGUAAAGAUAGAGCCCGAAGCGCUGAGUUUGCAAAAUGAUGUUACUCAAAGUGGUGAAAAGCAAACAGAUGAAACCAGUUGCCGAGGGAAGGAGUACUCUCAUGUGUAUGAGUUGCAAACCAAAGAGGAGGUGCUGAAUAUGUAUGAAAAUGUUGAACAAGGCAAGGGUUGGGGCUGUUCGGAGGAGAGGCCAUCUCAACAUGGAUUACCAUCUCAAAAUCAUUUGGAAAUGAGUAAGAAGCCUUAUGUGAACUUGGUCUCAGAUGACCACAAUGGUGAAAGUCCUGGCGAGUCUGAAGAUUCUGUUACUUCUGCUAAUUCUAAAGCUCCUCUUAGUGACCUUAAAGACAUGAUGGCGGUGAAUAAUUGGAAUUGGAAUAUAGGCCAAGAAAUAAAAUGGGAGUUUGAGGCUGAUAUGCUUUCCUCGUUUGAAGAAGAUACUGAACUCAGUAUGAAAGCCGUAUGUGCUCUCUAUCGACAGCAUAUAGCUGAAGUUGAAAUAUCAACCAAGGGGUUGUUCCACUACGGCGACGCGCUCAGACUCAGAGAUGGAGGAGAAGAAGAUGCAGCAGCUGCCUCCAGAUGAAGAGCGUUGUUGUCAUACUAGUGGUGCAAAUGGAAUCAAAUACAGAUGCAAGAAUUUUAGGAUGGGUUUUGGUGCUGCUGCUGAUGAUGAUACUGUUCCUAAGACUAAGCGUUGUGAGAAACAUUACUAUUAUUUUUCAAAGUAUUUUAAGAAUCUUAAAGAGAAGAAGACAAGUGGAGAUCAUGGUGAAGGUGCAGGUCCUGGUCCAGGUUUGGAUAUGGAGAGGAAGAAGCAGCAGCAGCAGCUGCCUCCAGAUGAAGAGCGUUGUUCUAAAACUAGCGGAACUGGAAAAUAUAAAUACAGAUGCAAGAAUUUUAGGAUGGGUUAUGGUGCUAGUGCUGCUGCUGAGGAUUAUGCUCCUAAGACUACUCGUUGUGAAAAACAUUACAAUUAUUUUACAGACUAUUUUAAGAAUCUUAAGAAGAAGAAUAAGACAAGUGGAGAUGGUGAAGAAACUAGGGGAUCUAGACGGAGGAGGAAGAAGGUAAUGGAGGAGGAAGAUGACCUCUCACUUGAUGAUACCUGUGACUCUGAUACAAGUGCAGGUGGUAGUUCUGCCAAUUUUAUGAUCAACAGGAAAGACGUCGACCAGACACAAGAGUCUGGAGAACUAAAAUCAUUGAGAGGAAUUAGGGAACCUGUUGUUGAAACUAGGGCGGCGAAACGGAGGAAGAUGAUGGUAGCUGAAGGUGACCGGUUCGUUGAUGAAACAAGUAAUCAACCAGCUACUAAUGAUAACUGUGAUUCUGAUACAAUUAUAGAUGGUGGUUCUUCUGAUAAUGAGAGGAAGAGGAAAUAUGCCGAAAGAAUGUCUGGAGAACUAGAAUCAUUGGCAGGUUCUGUGGUUGAAUUGGAGAGUCUGGAGCAUUAUAAGACUAAGUGUAUUGAAUUGUCCGUGGAGCUUGAGAAGAAGAAAAUGGAGCUUGAGAAGAAGGCAUUGGAGCUUGAGAAUAUGAAUGCGGAUCUUGAGAAGAAGAAAGUGGAGUGCACUAAACUCCAGGGUAAAUUAGCUGAUGUAGAAGAAACUAGAAAGACUGCUGCUACCGAUGAGACCGAAAGAACACCCGCAGACGCAACUGAAUGUUUAUCUUAUUUGCAGAGUCAAGUCCACAGGAAAGAAAAUGAAAAUUCAACAAAGGCAGAAUGUGUAGAGGAUCGCAUUUCGAAUUUGGAGAGCCAAGUCCUGAGGAUCGAAAGCGAAAAUUCAAGAAAGGCAGCAUGUGUAGAGUCUCGCAUUUCGAAGUUGGAGAGCCAACUCCUGAGGAUGGAAAAUAAAAACUCAACAACUGCGGGAUGUGUAGUUUCUCGCAUUUCGAAUUUGGAGAGUUUAGUGCCGAGGAUGGAAAAUGGCAAUUCAACAAUGGCAGGAUGUGGAGACUCUCGCAUUUCGAAUUUGGAGAGCCUAGUUUUUAGAAGUGGAAAGUCAAGUUCAACAUUGAGAUGUGUAGAAUUGCGUAAUUCUGAAAGGGUAGAGUCUGAGGUGCCAGGUUUGCAAAAUGUCAUUACUCAAAGUUGUGAAAAGCCAACAGAUGAAAGCAACAGUAGCAAACUUAAUGCUGAAACCAGCAGUGGAGGGUGGAAGGAUUCUCAUAAGUAUGACAUCGGCGCCAAUGAACUUCAUGAUAGAGAGUCAGAAUUUCCCAAAUACUCUGCUAUGAACAUUUCUUCUACAACUCUACAUUUAUCAAGCGAGGGUCAAAACGUUGAAGAGGGGAAGGGUUGGGGAAGUUCGUCGAAGAGAUCAUCUCAACAUGGAUCGUCAUCUCAAGAUCAUCUUGAAAUGAGUGCGGAGCCUUUUGCUAACUUGGUCUCGUAUGACGGUGGAGAAAGUUUUAGCGAAUCUGAAGAUUCUUAUAGUUCUGGUGAUUCAGAAACUUCUCUUGGUAGCCUUAUGGACAUGCUGGCGAUGAAAUAUAGGGAUAAGAACGAUAACAAAGAAAUGAAAUAGAAAUCUGAGCCUGAUAUGCUUUCUUCCUUUGAAAAAAGAUACUGAGCUUUGCGUGAAAGCUGUUUGUGCUCUCUAUCGACAGGAAAUAUCGGUAGACGAAAUAUCACCCAGGGGGUUGUUCUUUGAUAGUCUCCAAUUACUACUGCAUUGACUCUUUUCAUUUUCAGCUGCGGAAUUAAAUAGGUUGUUUUUUGAGUAUCUUAAUUAACCAUAUAAAAUAAGUUGCGCAAUCCAUUUAAUAUUUGGCUUUACAAUGAAUCCUUUGAUUCUUCCAGUUGUUUUUUGACUUGUAUAUCACAAUGUCCGAAGUCUUUAACUUUAUGCUUCGGAAUCAUAACGCGUUCAACAGGAAUGAUUAUAUCAGACAUUU